Messenger RNA from Physcomitrium patens, 1301 nucleotides. RefSeq lists its product as uncharacterized. NCBI's taxonomy places the organism in Eukaryota, Viridiplantae, Streptophyta, Bryopsida, Funariales, Funariaceae. The record is from RefSeq and is a predicted model, not a curated record.
AAGGGAGGGGGAGGUUUUGAUUGAUUGACUGACUGAGAGAGAGAGAGAGAGAGCUUGGGCGUGGCUUGGCUGGGUUGGCUUGUGUUUGCUUGGAUUUGGAAUUUGGAAUUUGGAUUCCGACGCUUCUUCUUCUUCCGACUCUCCAUUCUCCUCCGGCAAACAAACCUUCUCUAAUACGAUGAUGUCAUCAUCAUCCACAUCAAUUUCUGCUGCUGCGGUUCCGGUAUUAUUUUGCAGAAAUCUAUCCACUCUUGCUCGGACAGGAUCAUGCAGCAUUACACAGCGGAUUGGGAUUCAUCGAGGGCAGGCAGCAGCAGCUUUCCAUUCCCUUCACAACGUCAUGACGUGCAGGUCCGGAAAGUACUGUGUUCAAAAUGAGUUCCUAAAUAGUUGUGCUCGUAAAGCAUUGCGGAUGACUCGAAUCAUGGCUUCUCAGGAAGGAGUGCCUCAAGAGAUUUUGGAGGACAGCAAAUUUGUUCCAAUCAACGAGGAUGAUCCUAGGUUCGGUCCUCCAGCUAUGCUGCUAUUGGGGUUUAGCGACGAUGAUGUUGCAACUGCAUUAAAAAUGUUAAAAGAUAUGGGUGGGAGCUUCAUGGAGGUGCUGUUGUGUACCGAAGUGAUGAUGAACGGCACUUUGAAUGAAGCUUUGAACACUGUACAACCAGAUUUGUCUACAGUCGAGACAGUGCAGGGUUUGCAUCCAAUCUGCUUCUUGUCAGGAUUAACUGGCGAGGAACUCAUGAUGCUCGUCCGCGCUUUUCCUGAAGUUGGUCUAACAGGGACUGCAUUUGCUGCACAUGUGCCGAAGAACAGCAACAAGCUGAUGAGGGAGCUAGUUGAGGAAAUCAUGGGUGAUCAUGAGAGAUUGAGCAAACCUAGACAACCUGCACAAUCAUAGGCUGUGGAGACGGCAACUAAUUGUCAACUGAUUGUUCACUUGCCCACUUUGUGACGUAUGGCUGGAGAGACUCUUGCCGUGCUGUAGCUAAUUUUUUUACUAGAAUACUGGUGCCUCUCCCAUGAUCUAAUGCUUUGACAUCGUUAGUGCAAUUGAAGAAUCACUUUGCAGGAUCAAGACCAGGUCGUGUACAAGUCUGAAAGUUUUGUAGACGGAAACAGUUCGUACCGACUUACAGAGCAAGAUAAAUUCAGUUGAAUAAUGCCUUUCUGGUGCGAUCGUAAUUUGCUUUGAUUCUCACCUAGAGUGCCACAAUGACUUGUAGAGUCAUACAUUCCUGGCAAACACUACUGUUUUGGAGAUUCUGAAACUAACGAAAUCAAUGUGUGAUGGUUUUCCUGAA